AACGCCAAAUAUUAUUCUUAACUUGAACAUAUUCAUAAUGGCGACGAAGAGAUCAUUCAAGGAUGACAAGAACUGUGCGACAUUUUCCAAUUUACACAAAAGACACAAGACUAAUCGCGCAGGCAGCGACUGUGACCACACGAGAUAUGAGUACAAAUUGAACAUCGAUGAGAGUAUGCUUGUUCAACAGUUGCGAGACGUGGUUGAUCAGGUAGUUCACCGUCCACAAGUAUUAAACAACCUACCAAAAAGCUCAGAAAUUCUUCAAGUGACUACCCGACUACACGCCAUUUUGAGUGCUGCAAGUAAGCGAGGUACAACCCACAGAAAACCCGAGGAGAUGAAGAAACCUCCGCCGGAGUCUGUAUCCUUACCCGAUCUUCCCUCCAUUCACAAUGCUUCGUUAGAGCGAGCCGUUUUCACGCAUCCGGGCGCGCCUGUAAACGUUGCAGCGGAAGGCAUGGAACAAAAUUACGACCGACUGGAAGUUCUCGGAGACGCUUACGUGGAGGUAAUUGCAACAAGGCUGAUAUGGGAGCAAUUCAAGGAUAUGCCUGCGGGGCGCAUGUCGCAAGUCCGUGAAGAUCUCGUUAAAAAUGAAACUCUUGCUGGAUUUGCGACGCAAUACGGCUUUGAUAAGAGAGUAUCUGUCUCGGCGCUAGAAGAUCAGAGAGCGCAAACUAAAAGAUGGCUCAAGAUACGAGGGGAUGUUUUCGAAGCGUACGUUGCGGCAGUCAUUCUGUCCAAUCCUCUCCAUGGAUUUGACAUAGUUGAGAAAUGGCUAAGAGAGCUGUGGUUACCAAGGCUAUUGCAUGUGCCACCGGCACAGACGGCGCUCAAACACAAGGAACAAUUAGCGAAGAGGAUUAUGGGCAAGGGCAUCAAACUUCGAUAUGUCGAAGAACAGCCUGCGAAACAACUAGAGGGCGGGAUGCAGACAUUCUACAUAGGAGUAUAUCUGACGGGCUGGGGCUGGCAAGACCAGCAUCUAGGAUCUGGAAGUGGGCUCAACAAGGCAAUUGCGGGGGACGAGGCUGCCCAUAAAGCGCUUGAAAAUAGGCCAUUGAUUGAUCAGGUGGCAGAGGCCAAGGCUGCGCAUGAUCGACAGGCUAAUGGAGUGAAAGAAGUUAUUACGAAUAAUCUGACUGAAUAGGUACGAUAGUGAUAACGAUCAGAUAAGAACAUUAGGGUUAGUUAUGCAGAGCAUAAAUUCACAUGCUUCGAUAC
Messenger RNA from Talaromyces stipitatus ATCC 10500, 1227 nucleotides. Its product is annotated as nucleolar RNAse III, putative. Gene Ontology annotation, molecular function: double-stranded RNA binding; ribonuclease III activity. The coding region runs from base 38 to 1153 and encodes 371 amino acids. Lineage: Eukaryota; Fungi; Ascomycota; Eurotiomycetes; Eurotiales; Trichocomaceae. The record is from RefSeq and is a predicted model, not a curated record. Gene Ontology annotation, biological process: regulation of gene expression; primary miRNA processing; rRNA processing. The transcript is spliced from 2 exons. Gene Ontology annotation, cellular component: nucleus.